Molecule: messenger RNA, 1762 nt
Organism: Stegostoma tigrinum
Lineage: Eukaryota; Metazoa; Chordata; Chondrichthyes; Orectolobiformes; Stegostomatidae
Product: transforming protein RhoA
Exons: 5
Coding region: 223-804 (193 amino acids)
Biological process (GO): small GTPase-mediated signal transduction; cell migration
Molecular function (GO): GTP binding; GTPase activity
Source: RefSeq, a predicted model, not a curated record
AGGUAAUAGAGACUUGUCUUUAAAGAAGGGCUGUCUGUCUUGCUUUGAAUUGUGGCUGCCACCCCCUCAGGCGUGGCCACGUUGAUCCGGAGGGCGCGUUGUCUGAGCUUGAGCUGUUGGAACCGAGAGAAAAAAGGAAGCGGCGGCAGAGAAAGGACAACAGAACCUAUCCCUAAACAGAGAGGAAUUUAAAAAAAAACAAAUAAAAAAAACCUGGUCGUGAUGGCUGCCAUACGCAAAAAACUGGUUAUAGUUGGUGAUGGUGCCUGUGGGAAAACAUGUCUACUCAUCGUCUUCAGUAAAGAUCAGUUUCCCGAGGUGUAUGUUCCAACGGUUUUUGAAAAUUAUGUAGCAGAUAUUGAAGUAGAUGGAAAACAGGUCGAACUGGCACUUUGGGACACAGCAGGACAGGAAGAUUAUGAUCGACUUAGGCCUCUCUCCUAUCCAGAUACAGAUGUCAUUCUAAUGUGUUUUUCUAUUGAUAGCCCUGACAGUUUAGAGAAUAUCCCUGAGAAAUGGACCCCAGAAGUGAAACACUUUUGCCCUAGUGUGCCAAUUAUCCUUGUCGGGAACAAAAAAGAUCUGAGGAAUGAUGAGCACACACGGAGAGAAUUGGCAAAGAUGAAGCAGGAACCUGUAAAACCUGAAGAAGGAAAAGAGAUGGUCACCAAGAUUUGCGCAUAUGGGUAUAUGGAAUGCUCAGCAAAAACUAAGGAUGGAGUGAGAGAAGUUUUUGAAAUGGCUACACGGGCUGCCUUGCAAGCUAAGCGUCCAAGGCACAAGGCCUUUUGCAGUGUUCUAUAAAGCAAAAAUGCAAACUAAGUGCAUCCUACCACACAUAUUACAGUCACUUGAUUUCUAAAGAAAAAAUCUUGAAUUGAUGUUUGUUAAAUCUAGUAUGAUAGUGUCUUGAUUAUAUCGGCCUCUCAUUUAUCUGUAAUGCUGUUCCUGACUAUUCCGUUUGCUAUCAAUAUUUAAAAGCCAAUCAAGGUUUUAUUUCCUAGUUCAUUGAUGUGCUGAUGUAUAGCUAUGGUCAAUUUUACAAUAUGCAUGUAUGCACCUAAACUUUGGUUUGCCAUUAUCGUAAGUUUUUUUUUGUCCUAUCUACUUUACAUGAUCAACAGGUGCAGCCUUACUGGUAGGAAAUGGCACUCCGUCAGCCUGUAUUGCUUAACAUAGAACCAAACCAAGAAGUCAAUUUGGCGCCACUGUUUAUAGAUGUAGUUUAAUUCAACUUUUGUAUAAUUGGAUUUCAUAACGCUAAUACUGUAGCCUUCACUGAAAUUUUUAAGUGUAUUGGAAAAAAAAAAUAAAAGUUGAAUUCCUUUGUAUAAAAGCUUGGUAACUUUCUGAAAUGGAUAACUGAUCUAAACCAAAUCGGGCUGUCAACACACUUAUGUAAAACAUGGAGAUUUAUAUCAGGGAAGGGUUAAGAUUUGGGGAAAAGCGGGAGUUCUCUCUUUGAUCUUGGACACCUUGCUUAUUAAAUACAAAUUACUGUUCAGUUUGAGGGAUAAAGCUGGACAGCAGCUCAGUAAAUAACAGAUUGGCAUGGUCAACCAUACCAUGCAUUCAAUGCCUUCUAUUUAUCAUUUUAGUAUAUGUACUGCCUGCCUUUAUGAUUUGUUUUUAACAUUGGAGUUGUAUCUGAGGUUCUGAAUGUACCUCACUUGCAAUUUAAUAGGUGUUUUUUUUGGCUGUAUCAGUAAAUAGUUACCAGCAAUACUAAUAGCAAAAUAAAAGCCUUUUUUUUUAGAAGAAA